Molecule: messenger RNA, 2103 nt
Organism: Eupeodes corollae
Lineage: Eukaryota; Metazoa; Arthropoda; Insecta; Diptera; Syrphidae
Product: piggyBac transposable element-derived protein 4-like
Exons: 2
Coding region: 1-2103 (700 amino acids)
Source: RefSeq, a predicted model, not a curated record
AUGGAAAUACGGAUGAUAAAAGCACUGGCUUUUGUGCCCCCAGGCGAGGUUCUUGAAUAUUUUGAAGCAGCAUACGGGGCCUUGGAAUUUGCCGAAAGCAAGAAACUGGCAAAGUGGUUCAAAAGAAACUACUUGGGGAGCUCCUCAUCGAGACCUCGAUACAGUCCGGACUUUUGGACAACGGGUGCUGCUAGUGAAACUAGUUUUCCUAGAACCCAAAACAGUGUCGAGGAAUGGCAUAGAUGGCUUAAGGUCGUAGUAAGCCAAAGACAUGCAAGUAUUGUGGUAUUUUUAAUGGCAAAUCGAGAAAAUAUGGCUGAAAAUGAAGAAAAAAUUUUGGAGCAGUGGCUGAACGAUGAAUUGUCUAUAGAUGAGGAGGAAUUUGAACCAAAUUUGGGAUCUGUGCGCAAUAAUAGCCCGAACAAUCAUUCAGAAAAUGAUUUCUCUGACAGUGGAGAAGAAUUUUUGUUGACAAGUGAUCACGAUUCAAAUUCUGAUUUGUCUGAAGAUGAAGAAGAAGAUGAAGCCGAAGCCGAAGUUAUUGAAGAAAAUACAUCUGGAUACUUCUAUGGAAAAAACAGAUUCAAAUGGGCUAGAGCACCACCUGCAAGAAACGCUCGUGUCAGGAGCCAUAAUAUAAUUAGAUUGCCUGGCACUACUUCUCGAGCCAGACCUAUUGAUCCAUAUAAUCCAAAGGAAUCAUUCGAGAAAAUAUUUGAUGUGGAUAUAAAAAACACAAUAUUAAAGUGGACAAACAUCAAAAUGGCAGCGCUCAGAAUUAAAUAUAAAUCAAUGGACCGUUUUGAACUAAGAGACUGCACUGAACAAGAGCUGGAUGCAUUUUUGGGUCUUUUGAUCUACUCAGCUGUAUUCAAGUCAAAUCAUGAAGCCGUAGCAUCGCUUUUUGCUACGGACGGUACAGGUCGAGACAUUUUCCGCCUUUGUAUGUCCUCAUUGCGAUUUUAUACGCUUCUGCUAUGUCUUCGUUUUAACAACCCAGAAGACAGAAAUGACAGGAAAAAAACAGAUCCAGGUUGUAUAGUCACAGACAUUAUAAAUAUUUUCAACAAAAAUUCCCAAGCAAACUACUCAAUUGGAGCCAAUGCAACUAUAGAUGAGAUGCUGGUUGGUUUUCGCGGUCGCUGUGCAUUCAAGAUGUACAUUCCAAGUAAGCCCAAUAAAUAUGGAUUGAAAAUGCAGUGCCUUGCAGAUUCGAAAACACAUUAUGCACUCAACACCUAUUUAUAUUGUGGCAAAAAUUCUGAUGGCCUUACAUUGACUGCGGAAGAAAGAAAAUUUCCAAUACCAGUGCAAGCUUGUGUGCGAUUAUGCAAGCCAAUUUUGAACUCAAAUCGUAACAUCACGACAGACAACUGGUACACUUCCAUGGAACUAGUAAAUAUAAUGAAGUCCAAAGGUCUAACCGUCGUUGGAACAAUGAGGAAAAAUAAGAGGGAGAUUUCGAAAGACUUUUUACCUCACAAAAGUAGACAAGUCGGGUCAUCGCUUUUCGGAUUUACAAAAGAUACGACAAUGGUGAGCUUUGUCCCAAAGAAAAACAAAUCUGUCGUCCUCGUUUCUUCUAUGCACCAUAAUAACACUGUCGAUGAUAAUACAAGCAAGCCUGAAAUUAUCCUUCACUACAAUAGCACAAAAGGUGGUGUGGAUUCUGUCGACCAAAUGUGUUCUGUUUAUUCAAGUAGUCGCAGAACUCGUCGUUGGCCAAUGCCUGUUUUCUAUAGGUUAUUGGAUAUGAGUACACUGAAUGCUUACAUCAUCCAGCAGAGCCACGAAAGAGCCGCGAAGAUGACGAGAAUGAUGUUUUUGAAAGGGCUUGCCAAGAUUAUGUGCGAACCCCAUAUGAAAGAGAGGUAUUACACCCAAAAACUCCCUGUGCAACUGAGGAUGAGCAUUGGUACGAUUCUGAAACUCCAACCAGUAGCUCAAGACAGUGAUGAAUCCUUAAAGUUGGAGAGAAACAAGAGAAAAAGUUGCUCUUUGUGUCCGCCAAAUAAAAAAGCAAAAACUGUACACCUGUGUGGCAAGUGCAAAAUGCCUAUUUGCUUGACUUGUUCAAAACCAGUUUGUUUUUCAUGCCUUUAA